Acomys russatus (golden spiny mouse) is the source of this 2958-nucleotide messenger RNA. RefSeq names its product calcium-activated chloride channel regulator 3A-1-like. Gene Ontology annotation, molecular function: intracellularly calcium-gated chloride channel activity. Gene Ontology annotation, biological process: chloride transport. Lineage: Eukaryota; Metazoa; Chordata; Mammalia; Rodentia; Muridae. The transcript has 13 exons. Bases 104 to 2623 code for a protein of 839 amino acids. The record is from RefSeq and is a predicted model, not a curated record.
AGAAAGCAGAGUCCACGUUUGCGCCUCCUGGUUUGGGUUUAGACAUUUAUGCUCAGUUUGUUUUGAUAUUACUACCUCAAUGCAUGUUUGAUUUUGUCAGGAAAUGGUAACUCAAGCCUCCACUUACCUGUUCAGAGCCAGCAAAGGAAGAUUUUAUUUCAGGAAUGUAAGCAUUUUAGUCCCGAUGGCCUGGAAGUCAAAAUCUGAGUACUUAACGCCAAAACGAGAAUCAUAUGACCAAGCGGACGUGAUCGUUGCUGAUCCUUAUCUGAAAUAUGGAGAUGAUCCCUACACACUGCAAUACGGACAAUGUGGGGACCCAGGACAGUACAUCCAUUUUACCCCAAAGUUCCUGACUGAGAAUUUGUCUAUGUAUGGACCCCGAGGCAGAGUCUUUGUCCACGAGUGGGCCCAUCUCCGCUGGGGAGUGUUUGAUGAGUACAACACAGAUCGCCCCUUCUACAUGUCAGGAAAGAAGACUGUCGAAGCAACAAGGUGUUCCCUUAGCAUCACUGGCAAAAAUGUGGUCCACACAUGUCAGGGAGGCAGCUGUGUGACAAGGGUGUGUCGACGUGGCGGGAGAACACUGUAUGAACCCAAAUGUAAAUUCAUGCCAAACAAAGAUCAGAAGGCCAGGGACUCCAUAAUGUUCAUGCAAAAUCUCAGUUCUGUGGUUGAAUUUUGCACAGAAGAAACCCACAAUAAGGAAGCCCCGAACCUACAAAACAAAAUGUGCGACCGCAGAAGCACGUGGGACGUAAUCAAGGAAUCCGCUGACUUUCGUAAAGCCACUCCCAUGACAGGGACGGAAGCACCGCCUCGACCUACGUUUGCUCUGCUGAAGUCCAAAAGGCGAGUGGUCUGCCUGGUGCUGGAUAAAUCUGGAAGCAUGGACUCGGAAGACCGUCUUAUUCGAAUGAAUCAAGCAGCCGAACUUUACUUAACUCAAAUUGUUGAAAAGGAAACUAUGGUUGGAUUAGUCACCUUUGACAAUAAUGCCAAAAUCCAAAAUUCUCUAGAGAUAAUAGCUAAUAAUGGCUACCAAAAGAUCAUUGCAAAUCUCCCUCAAAAGGCUUCUGGUGGAACUUCAAUUUGCAAAGGACUUGAAGCAGGGUUCCAGGCAAUUUCCUCCAGUGGGCAGAGCACCUCUGGUUCUGAGAUCGUACUGCUAACAGAUGGGGAAGAUAAGAACAUAAAUUCAUGCUUUGAGGAGGUCAAUCUCAGCGGUGCCAUCAUCCACACCAUUGCCCUGGGGCCUUCUGCUGCCCGAGAGCUGGAGACUCUCUCAGACAUGACAGGAGGGCUUCGUUUUUAUGCCAACAAAGACGUAAGUGGCCUUAUCGACGCGUUCAGUAGACUUUCAUCCAUGAGUGGCGACAUCUCACAGCAGGCUCUGCAGUUGGAGAGCAAAGCCUUGAACGCCACAGGGAGGGAGUGGGUGAGGGGCACUGUGCCUGUGGACAGCACCAUUGGAAACGACACGUUCUUUGUUGUCACCUGGGAAGAACAAAAGCCACAAAUUAUUCUUCAAGAUCCAAAAGGAAACACAUAUGAAACCUCAGAUUUCAAAGACAAUGAAUUAAAUAUUAGGUCUGCUCGACUUCAAAUCCCAGGCAUCGCAGAGACAGGUACUUGGACUUACAGCCUCUUCAACACCAACACCAAAUCCCAGCUGCUAACCGUGACAGUGACCACUCGAGCAAGAAGUCCUACCAGGCCUCCAGUGAUCGCAACUGCGCACAUGAGUCAGAGCACAGCACAGAAGGACAGCCCAAUGAUCAUUUAUGCGCGUGUCAGCCAAGGGUUUUUGCCUGUUCUGGGAGCCAAUGUCACAGCCAUUAUAGAAGCUGAAGGUGGACAUCAAGUCACCCUGGAACUCCGGGACAACGGGGCAGGUGCUGACACUGUUAAAAAUGAUGGCAUCUACACAAGAUAUUUUGUAGAUGAUCGUGGAAACGGUAGACACAGUUUAAAAGUGCGAGCCCAAGCAAGAAAAAAUACAGCCAGGCUAAGCUUAAGACAACAGAACAAGUCUUUAUAUCUACCUGGCUAUGUUGACAAUGGUAAAAUUAUACUGAACCCACCGAGACCGGAAAUCCAAGAAGCAGCAGAAGCUACAGUGGAGGACUUCCGUAGACUAACCUCUGGAGGGUCGUUUACUGUGUCUGGAGCGCCCCCUGAUGGUGACCACGCUCAGCGGUUCCCACCCUGUAAAAUCAGAGACCUGGAGGCUGAGUUUAUAGGCGGUCUUGUUCACCUUACAUGGACGGCCCCUGGCAAGGUCCUCGAUACAGGAAGAGCCCGUAGCUAUGUCAUCAGAAUGAGUCAAUUCUUCCAAGAAGAUUUUAGCAAUGCCGCUUUAGUGACUACUUCUGGUCUGAUCCCUAAAGAGGCUGGCUUAAAAGAAACAUUUAAAUUCAAGCCAGAAACUUUAAGCAUAGGACGUGGCACCGUGCUCUACUUUGUAAUUCAGGCCAGAAAUGAAGCAGGUCUCACCUCCGAUGUCUCCAACAUCGCACAAGCUGUCAACUUUAUUGCUCCAGACAGUAUCUCUGCACUGGGUCCUGACAUCUCUGCAAUCUGUCUGACAAUUUGGGGGUUAACUGUUUUUUUCUUUUUUUAAACUUUAUUUUAAACUAGAAAAUAUAUUAGAACUAAAAGCCAAUCUUGUAUAUACUUGUUAAGUGUUUCUUUAGAAUGAAUUUACUAAACCCAGUGUCUGCUAAUCAGCAAUUAUAAUAUAGAAGUUCAUAUUCAAAGGUGAAAAUUCCCUGAGUUAACUAACACCACUUUUCUUGCUUUAUAUAAGUCAAGAUUAACAUUGCCUCAAUCGGUUUGUUAAUUGUUCCAUUUACUAUGGAAAUAAGAUAUCUGUUCCGUUUUCACUGCGUGAUACAAAAUUCCUUUUGCAUAUUAAGAAAAUAAAAAUCCAUACAAGCCACUUGAAAGUAAUUAUAC